Molecule: messenger RNA, 1596 nt
Organism: Paramecium sonneborni
Lineage: Eukaryota; Ciliophora; Oligohymenophorea; Peniculida; Parameciidae
Source: the annotation of a GenBank genome assembly
AUGCUCAAUAAAUAUUUUACUUUUUAUAAGGUAUGCAGAGAAAAAGAAAAGCUUUAUAAGUUCAUUAAGAAUGUCUAUGCUGAAAAAAUCAAAUAAAUUGAAGAAAGUUUAGCUUAUGCUAAUGAUAUUUAAUACACAAUAUUAGCUUUAGAAAAUACAAAAUUGAUAAAAAAUGAGAAUACUAAAUAAAUUGUAGAUAUAUCUAAAUAAAUAUUUCAUAACUUCAAUAUAUCUAAAUUGGAUUCUGCUUAAACUGCAGUAGAUUUACUAAAAGUUUUGACUCAAAAUCUCUAAGCUAAGGAUGUUAGAUUAUAUAGAGAAAUAUAUUAAUUUUAUAAAAGGUAUUCUUAAUUUUUUAAUCAAUAACAGAUAGAGACUCUGUAACAUUGUUAUUAUUAAUUAGCAAAGUAAGUUGAAUUUAAUGACUUAAUUCAAAUUGAUGAGCAUAUUUCUUCUUUGAAAUAUACUCAGAAUUUUAAAUUUAUCUAAUCUGAUAUUUAUCAAAUUAAAAAAAAUGAAGACUGGAAAGUAAUGUUAAAAGAAGAUUCUCAAUAGCUGACAAGUGCAGCAAUAUUAACACAUAAAAAUGGCAUUACAUUAAGAAUUUAAGGAGUUUUUUAAAAUAAUUAUGAAAGUAUUAUUGAAACAAAAAAAUUGAUAUCAGAGAAAAAACCCGAUAUUAUUAUUUUAAAUAUUGCUCCUAUUAUUUUAAAUUAGAUUUAAAAAGAUAAUGAAUUAAAUAUUGAAUAAAUUAUAGAUACAAAUAAUUAAUCCUAAAAAGAAGAAGAAUAGAAUAAUAAACAAGUUUUUGUAAGCGAUUUAGAUCCUCUUAUAGAAAAAUUAACAAAAAAGUUUUAGGUUUAAGUUGAAAAACAAAUUUUGACUGGAUUUUAAUAAGGAUUUUAAGUUCCAUUUACUAUGGAAUCUCUUCUUUAUUAAUUUUUUUAAUUAAGAAAAGAUUAAAAAUAACCUAUUUUUAUAUUAGGAGGGUUAAGUUUAGAAGAUCAAAUUAGAUUAUAUGUUUAGACAAUCCCUCCAGCAAAAAUUACAUAGGAAUUAUCAACUUUGAGAUAUCAAUGGUUGAAUCAAUUAUUAUGUGAUUUUUCUGAUAUUAAAAAAAGUGGAUGUAUAUUAUGUAAUUCAUAGCCUAAUGGUGUUAUACCUCCAUCUAAAAUUCUUAAUGAAUCAUAAAAGAUGAAAAAGAUUUAAGCAGAUUUUCUUGCUGAAAUGACAUGUAAAUAUAUAGGUAGUAGUGGUAAAAAACAAUUUUUAGUUGUUGUUUAAUAAUCAUUAUUUUUUGAAACUCUUAAAAGUAUAGCAUAAAGAAAUAUUGAAAAAAAUGAUAUAGAUAUUGAUGUUUAUAGAACUGAAUAUUUGGAAAAAUUAGAAGCUAAAAAAAUUUUAAAUUAAAAACAUUAUUAAACUUUUUAAUAAUUUUAUGAAGAGUAAAUAUAUCAUAAAUUAAUUAGUGCUUUAAAUUUUGAGAAACCAUAUAAAUAUUGUUAAUAAGAAAUGUUGGAUUUAAAUAAAUUUUCAAGUUUGAAAUAUAAAAAGAGUUAAGACUUACGCUGUGGAAUAAGAGAUAUAUUAUUUUGA